Melampsora larici-populina 98AG31 is the source of this 1764-nucleotide messenger RNA. RefSeq lists its product as uncharacterized. The record is from RefSeq and is a predicted model, not a curated record. NCBI's taxonomy places the organism in Eukaryota, Fungi, Basidiomycota, Pucciniomycetes, Pucciniales, Melampsoraceae. Bases 1 to 1764 code for a protein of 587 amino acids. The transcript is spliced from 9 exons.
AUGCCACGUAACGAUUACCGUCUUUCUGGGUAUGAUGCUGAUAUGUUUGGCAACCGACGAACCCGUCAACGACAAAACAACACCGCACCACCAGGUAUGACCCGCCCUGAAGCUUUGAGGAUUGCUCAAGAGCUUGGUUUCCUCGAACGUCCAACACCCCUGCUUCCCUCUGCCACAGAAGAUGACAAUGAUGGGUGGGAAGACACAAAUGAUUGUAUCCAUGAAGAAAUCACAGACUUCUCCGGCGACCAAUAUGCUAGCCAUCAAAAAUCACUUCGACAUGCUGAAGCCCGAGCCAGGCGGCAACAAAAGUGGAAGGCACUUGAAACCCAACUGACGGCAACAUAUCUCCACCUUCAAUACUCUACAUGUAAUUGGACAAAGCCAUACUCAUAUUUGUCCAAUGAGGUUCAAUGCAAGUGUCCUUCUGACAAACUUCGACGGCAACGAGUUGACCUGAUUGACCUUCUCAGUCACACUAGAAGACGUCAAGUCACAUUCUGUGGUUGUCUACCCGAUGUGAUACAUCUUCUUCACCUUGGUUACAUAGCUGGCUCACCUCACAAGCUUGAAAAAGACGUUGUUGCUUGUCGAGAAACCGACAAUCAAGCCAAUAAUCUUAAGCUUCGAGAACUGUACCCUGACAAGUUUAUUGGUGUACUCUAUGAUAUCGGCUGCCACCUUGAUGUACAUAUAGCAAAGGUUAACGAAGGAGCUGGAACAUGGCUUCAAAAACGAUUUCAAAAUGCUGUGAAGGUCUCUAGAGAAGCCCAAUCCGCUUUGAAUUCCCUCUUUGAUAUGGACAACCCAGCCUUACCUGGAAACAAGUAUUCAGCCGAUUUUUUCCGUGGGCAGUGGGCUUCCGAGCGCGAAGCAUACACAAGUAAGCAGGCAGUCUUGUUGAAGCAACAGUUAGAACUUGGUCGUCUAUUAUCUUUACAAGAUGAACUAGAAGCUGAGUGGUUAAAGCCAAUGCUUACACCUGAACAGGUUCUUGCUCGACUUUGGUCCACAGCUGAUCUGAAAGAGCGAAUUGAUAAGCAGGCGGCAAAAGUAGGCACUGCAAAUGUUCUGGGAUUAGAAAACGAGCAGAAAGCAUUCCUCAAGCUCUGGUACAGUAAGCACGAAGUUGGGCUGAAGUAUAUUGCCAUAUGUGAGGAAAAGCGACCACUCCAACAGAGUCGCACAGAUGGACAUGAAUCAAAUCUAGGACAUAAGGGAAAGACCAAUUUGCUUGUUGCACUUCGGAAGCAUGUAACACAGCUUAAGAAAGUUGUUGAAACAUAUCAAACUCGUUGGGCGGAAUACCACGCGGAAUAUCCACACCAUCAGCUCCCAGAAAAUAUUGAUUAUAACGAUCUAAUUCAUAUCCAAGCAGAUCAUCCCUUCUGGAACGACUCUCUCUUCACAAAACUGGAAGCACCUUGGGCAGUAGAUCCAAAGACGAGACAUGGCAUGCAGCAAGUUGCAUAUGCUGAUCGAGCAACCGAGGAGCUCAGGCGGCUUGGCUGGGAGGCUCGCCGAGCUAUGUGUUGGGCAAUCACGAGCCACAAUCAAAUCUGGAGGACUCUCCUUUCUUUGAAAUCGGUACCAAACUCUGACCCAAUCCUAGCGACUACUCUGACCUCUCACCCCACACUUUCAUGUUUACCUCCUCUGGCUCGUCAGAACGCAGCUACUGUGGUCAUCAACAAUCGGUCUGUUAAAAUGGCAAACCUACAGCUCAUGUGGAAUGAAGGACUACUUGAACCAAGUUGGAGAUGA